AUGCAGGGGCACGGAUACAGCAUUAAGUUGCUGCGUCGAGACGUACUGCUGGCACGCCGCAUUUGUCCCAUGUGGGUCUGGCCGAUGCCAAGCGGUUGUCGUGGCACUCUGCUUCCUAUUGCGAUGAGUACAGCCCUUGGAGGUCCAGUCGAGAUAGCGAAGACGCCUUCAGCAGUUCCCCGAGGAAACCGGAUAUCAGAGUUUAUUCUUGAUUUGCACUUUGUUAUGAAUUUCUUUCCACCUUUAUUUCUAACUUUCCUGAUACUUCCUGCGAUCUUGACCCCCAUCUCUUUCCCUCCACCAGUUCUCACCUCACGCAAACUCUACUCAUCCGAAUUAGGCCCGAAGGUAGAACACGUCUUCCUGGUUGAGAAUCGAGGCGGCCCAGACCUGACCAACCUGAAAUUUUGGUUGGAUAUUCCCGUGGCAACUUCGGACGGUGACUACCUCGUCUACCUGGCCGACCGAGUUCGCAAAGUCGUUGUCGGUGGAAAAGACUUAAGCUACAGAGAAAUUGACCUAAGACCGAUUUGCAAGAUAGAUAGAAGACGAGAGGAUACAGUUUCUACGAGCGAGAGAGAGCAGUCCUACUUUUGCGGAGAUCCAGUCUACCUUGCCUUGGUACAGCUCAUGUUUGCUAAACUUAACCGUGUUAAUUCCAAGGCCCUCAUAGUUUAUGAAGCCGGGUCUUCUUUCAAUUGUUGUGCACAUUUCUUCUUGACACAAUUGCUUUGGGGUUUGUUAUCUUUUGAUGCAGACAUCGACUGGGCUGCUUCCUCUUUCGGUGUGUUUACGGCUGACGGGCAUGUGCGAGGCCAGUGUGUGUUGCCAGACGAGUGGAACAACCCGUUGCAGUUGAUGAUCCUUGAUCUGGACGCCAAUAAAGGUGAGAACUGUCAAUUAUUUUGUCCAGUCCUCCCUCAAAUGUCAGACUCUGCAACCUAUCCAUUGAAAGACUAG
Protopolystoma xenopodis is the source of this 960-nucleotide messenger RNA. Lineage: Eukaryota; Metazoa; Platyhelminthes; Monogenea; Polystomatidea; Polystomatidae. The record is from the annotation of a GenBank genome assembly.